CUAAGAGCGGUAGAAACAGAAAGAAGUCGAUUGAAUUACUCUUUGAAAUGCUAAUGACAAUAAAGACUAAUUCAUGCAGCUAGCUAUAGCGUCUAGGUGUUGUACCCGGUUGCAGCGAACAAGCUAAUGGCAAGUUAGUGGCAAAGUUAAAUUAAAAUAUUCCGACUGGAUUUAUGGACCACCCGCUUCUGACUAGAAAGGUCGCGCGGUCUAUUGACCGCUCGUUGUUGGCUAACACCUGCCUCUCGUUCGAACUUGACCCAUUGCUCCGCACUGUAGCUAGCUAACAGCGGUAGUUGGCCUCUAGUAGCAUAGAUGAGUAUCUAGGUUAUUUGCUACAUUGGUUCUAAAUGUGUUUUUCGUUUUAUAAAUCCGAUUUUGUUUAUAAUUAACUUUUGCUUUGACUGCUGGUUAACGUAAUUAACAGUAGCUAGCCUAGUGGCAGGGAUGGGACAGCGUAACGUUCCUCUGGUUUGACAAGCUAGCUAAUGCGCGUGACAUUCUAUAUAGCACAGGCAAACACCAAGUGAUCAAUAAUAUUGUAUUGCCAUAUCAUUGAGAAAAAUGAGCAGCAGCACAUAUGCCAGUCGCAAGAGGAAAAAGCCACAGAAAAGUGUGAAGCCUCCUCCAGAUGGAGCCAAAUCAAACCCUUCCAAGAGGCACCGUGAACGCCUCAAUGGAGAGUUGGACAGGCUGGCCAGUCUUCUUCCUUACCCUCAGGAUGUAAUUUCCAAGCUGGACAAAUUGACCGUCCUUCGGCUCUGUGUCAGUUACCUGCGCGCCAAGAGCUUUUUCAGUGAGACUCUAAAAUCCACCCCCUGCCAUUGCUCAGAGACUAAUGUUCUGAAGAAGCAUGGCACUGAUCUGCCCGUUCCAGAGGGAGAGCUGAUUCUUCAGGUACUGAAUGGUUUUGUUCUGGUCGUUACGGCUGGCGGCACAAUCUUCUAUGCGUCUCCCACCAUACAGGAGUACCUUGGCUUUCAACAGUCGGAUGUCAUCCAUCAGAGUGUAAAUGACUUCAUCCAUACGGAGGACCGAGCAGAGUUCCAGAGACAGCUCCACUGGGCCCUUAACCCCUCCGUCACACCUGACACUGGACUGCUAAUCACAGCCCCAGAAGGUUCAGCCUCUACACCGUUUGUUACAGUCUAUGACCCCCAGACGCUACCGCCAGAGAACUCCGCCUUCCUGGAGCGCAACUUUGUCUGCAGAUUACGAUGUCUCCAUGACUCCUCCUCUGGCUUCCUAGCGCUGAACUUCCAGGGGCGUUUGAAGUUUCUCCAUGGCCAGAACCAGAGGACCAAGGAGGGCAAAGCCAUCCCACCCCAGCUGGCCCUGUUUUCCCUGGCCUCACCCCUGCAGCCCCCCACCAUCCUAGAGAUCCGCACCAAGAACUUCAUCUUCAGGACCAAGCACAAGCUAGACUUCACGCCCACCGCCUGUGACACCAAGGGUAGGAUGGUGCUGGGGUACACCGAGGCGGAGCUGUGCUACCGUGGUUCCGGCUACCAGUUCAUCCAUGCUGCUGACAUGCUGUACUGCGCCGAGAACCACUUGCGGAUGAUGAAGACGGGAGAGAGUGGCAUGACCGUGUUCCGGCUACUGACCAAGCUGAGCGGCUGGGUCUGGGUGCAGGCCAAUGCCAGGCUGGUGUACAAGAAUGGGCAGGCCGAGUGCAUCAUCGCCUCCCAGAGAGUGAUCACGGAUGAGGAGGGAGAGGAGAAUCUAAAGAAGCGAACCCUUGACUUCCCUUUCAAUUUCACCACCGGGGAGGCCCUGCUCUACGACAGCAGCCUGCCCAAGGCCGUGGUAACAGCCGGCCCUGGAGGAGAUAACGACAACAGACAGACGGGCGCCUUGGACCCCAACUCGCUGCUGGGCUCCCUGCUGAAACAGGAUGAGUCCAUCUACAUCUCCCGUCAUACUCAGAAUGAGCUGCUGCUCCAACUCCCACAGGAGGAUGUGCCAGGCCUUCCAGAGGAGGGAUGUGGGGGCAUCUUUUCCAGCAGCUGGCAGGAGGGGGGCCUCCUCUCCCUCUCUGAGAGCCUCCUCUUCAAGCAGGAGUCUUUGGAACCACGUAGUUGUGAGGGAGGUGGCUUCUCAUCGGAGGACAGGGACUGGGAUCUGUCGGGCUUCAUGAGGAACCUGGGUGUCAGUCGGGAGGAUCUGCUUCCGCGCAACGACAUAUUCUUGGACGUGGACCUGGACGCUUGCCGAGAUGGCCUCCUCCCGGACCUGACCGACGAGAUCCUGUCCUACGUACACAAGUUCCUGUGGAACAGGUCGGACUCGGGUCAGACGUUUUUCCCCUCUGGGGGCGCCACGCCAGGAGAUCAGGGCCGUAGUUGCCCAGUCGUGCCAUUACAACAACCAUCUGCAUACCAGCCACUUCAUCCGCACUCCUAUUCCGUUCCUCACCGGCAGCCUCCCACCUCGUCCCCCCAGCUGAGGUCACCCACUCGACCCCUCCCACAGGAAGCAACACCGCAAUGGCCGACGCCUCUAGACGGCCUGCUGUUGCCAUGGCAGCAACAUCAGCUAAAUGCCCAGUGCCCGCCGUUCCCGUGGCAGCAGCGGCAGCAGCGGCAGCAGCAGCUGUGUGACAAACUGAAGGACCUGCAGGUGAAUCAGACCGCGGGUGCUUUACCAGCACCGAGCCAGCCACUCAGCACCAAGCAGCAGAUCCCCCUGUUGUUCCUCCAGCAGCCGGGGUGGUUUCCCACUCCCCCGGGCCAAGCCCACUGUGAGCACCCCUAUCCACGGGAACCCUCCCAAGACCUCCCCUCCAAGGAGCAGCCCAAAGCCGUCUCUGUCGGCCCCUCCCAAGACCCCGCGUUACCCUGUGUGCCCUCCGGGUACCUGGAAGGCCAGGAGGCUGGUGGAGAGCUCACAGCCCAGGAUCUGGAGGAGUUGCUGGGCAACUUAGAGUCUGGUGAUGCCGGAGGCGUGUUCCAGCAGGGGCACAUCAACGACGGCCUGGCCCGGACUCAGGCCACCGGCCCAGGCUUGGCCCAGCACACAUGUCCUCCAGCCGCGUGCAUCGGGGGGGUCAACAGAGCAGAACCGCUGUGCACCACGCAGAACGGGAGCCUGUGGAGCGUGGAGCCGGCUGAUCCUCUGUCCUCCAUGGGGGCGGGCGGUUGUCACGCCGCAGGGCAGCUGUAACAGCAGUCUCCUGUUCCUCCUUCCGCUGAGACCAGGUCCCACCAGACCUCCCACUGAGGGAAUUCAUGUGAGACAGAGUACGUCCUACUUGGAGACUGUGGAGUAGGAUGAACAGAGGCCAGCCAGUCGCCCCCGGUCCCCCCUGGAGAAAGGCUGUGGUGGAAGGCUCCCCGGGUCCCCCCUGGAGAAAGGCUGUGGUGGAAGGCUCCCCUCGUCCCCCAGCCUCUGCCAUGCCCCUGGGCCACACACUAUCUACUAUCAUUGACCUUUGUUGCCCUACUGGGCCUUAUUAAGAGCUGUCCACUAUAUAUGGGAUUGUGUGUUUUGGCACUGAGCUUAAAAGAAGAGGGUCGUGUCCAAAGAGAUGGAGUGUCAGACUGCAGAAAGAAAGAUUGUGAGUGAACCGAGGAAGUGGAGGACAGAAAUGUAAUGGACUAUGGACCAGUAUGCAUUUUAGCUCGCACUCUGAUGCUUUGAAAAGGAGACUGUCAACCAUUCCUGUUUUUCAAGAAAGACACACGUUUGGUUAUUACAGUUUACUCCUCAGCCUAUGUCGGUGGCACAGUCGUGGUUCAGAUGCGAUCCUUAACAACCCAUUGGUCGAUUAGCAUGGAGCAAUGACACAGAACCACACUCUUCCCAGGAUUUUGGGCCUAUAUUCAUAGACCGUCCUAGAGUAGGAGUGCUGAUAUAGGAUCAGUGUCUCCUUUUAGAUCACGUUGCAUGAAACCAUGUAAUCCUACAAGAUUCCUACUCUAAGCUCUUUGAAUACAGGCGUUGGCUUAGUCCCUAUGAAGCAUUUACUGUAUUGAAGCAUUUAUUGUGAAUAUAUAAGCCAUUGGUUGCUUACAAGCAAUCACUUGUUCAUCACUUGCACUUAAAGGUGCAAUUGAAAAAAAAUUAUAAUCAAAAUAAAUAGAUAGCUUAUGGAAACUUCUAUUAGGUGAAUUAAAGCAUCUGUCUUCACAUAUUUUUGUACAAAAUGCAUUUGCAAUCCUAUUUAAACUUCAGAAAUGUGAUUAAUUUCUUUAUUGUUUUUUAUUGUUUUUUGUUGGCAAGUUUUUCCCAGGUGCACAUUAUUCAGGAAACUUUUUUUAUGGCAUUAAAAAACGAUAUCACUGUGAGUAUUAGCAACCAUGUGAAUUGUGGUGUUACGUCAUUAGCAAUAUCAUUCUGUGAGCUUUAUUGGGCAGUCGCUUGCAUUGUGAGCCUGGCAAAGUAUAGACUAGUUUGUAAUCCAAGGCUUAAUCACAUGACUGUGCUCCCUGUGGCUCCCUGCUCUCUAGUGCCUGUUAAUGUUUAGGUUUAGGGAAUAGGAUGCGAUUUGAGACAUAGAGAAGUGGCAGGUCACUGCAUUUGAUCUAAAUACCUAACUUGUGGCAUAAGAAGGUAUUGCACUGUUAGUGGUAGCUGAAGACCAUCUGUUAUAUGUAGCACUUAAAUAAUUGUACUUUUUUUAACUGAGCCAAUGACGUUCAUGUUGCUAUGCAGAAUUGAGUGGGGGAAUGUUGUAACCCUCCUCGUUUGGUGAUCUGUCACGUCUUUUGAAUAAUUAAUUGACAGGGUUUAUUUUAUUUAUUUUGUCAAAAGACAAAUGAAAUGUUGAAUAUGUUAAAAUGCUAAAAAUUAGCAUUUUCUGUGAAUUAAUUUUGCAUCAUUUAUGGACCAAGGAGUAUUACUUAAUAUUAAUAUUUAUUAAUAAAACAUCUUGAC
Esox lucius (northern pike) is the source of this 4878-nucleotide messenger RNA. RefSeq names its product aryl hydrocarbon receptor 1a (gene ahr1a). Gene Ontology annotation, biological process: regulation of transcription by RNA polymerase II. The coding region runs from base 565 to 3165 and encodes 866 amino acids. NCBI's taxonomy places the organism in Eukaryota, Metazoa, Chordata, Actinopteri, Esociformes, Esocidae. Gene Ontology annotation, cellular component: cytoplasm; aryl hydrocarbon receptor complex; nucleus. The transcript is spliced from 12 exons. The record is from RefSeq and is a predicted model, not a curated record. Gene Ontology annotation, molecular function: nuclear receptor activity; protein dimerization activity; transcription cis-regulatory region binding.